CUACUUACAAACAAAACAACUAAAAAACGCAUUUGCUUCACACUGUAGUCUUAAUUCCCCAAACAUUUUAAAGUUAAUUUCAUAGUAUUUUAGAUGUUUAAAUAAGAGAAAAUAUCAGAGCUGUUGAUUGCCGACUGCAGAUGUGCAUCCAGCUGCUGAUAAAUUACAGCAAGGCAAGAAAAAAACCUGUGACAAAGGCUGGGCCUGCCGGCUGCUUUUCAGACAGGGCGAUGGUUUGCCUAUUUGAAAAGGGACCGAGAUAAGAAUUUGCAUGAUAUGCCUGGUAAGAGGCACAUAGCAGGCGAGGGGCACGGCAGUGUUGGGGAUCACACGCUCUGUGGAGACCUGCCGAGGGGAUUUCAUCAUGUCGGCCUACAAAGCAGACGGGACGCUGGCGUGCCUCCUCCUGGCCGUGCUGGUGGGCGCGGAGGUGCAGGAGACCAUCUCGCCGGAGUGCAAGCAGUUCCUGUACAUGGGGACGCUGCCGCGGGGGCUGGAGGAGCAGCCCUUCAAGAAGAUCUGCCAGUUCUACGCCGGCAGGCCGCGGUUCUUCACCCUCUACGACCCCGUCGGCCACAUCCCCGUCUACUCCGCCUACACCUUCAAGCGCUCGGACGGCUCCAAGAAGAUGGAUGUGCCCUGGAUGUAUGAGCCGCAGCUCUCUCUGGUGUCCGGCUCCAGAGAGAUGCAGCAGUUCCCCUCGGAGCACGUCCACAAGAGCUUCGAGGACUCCCAGGCCGUGCUGGAGGACUACUCCGACACCGUGAUCUUUGAGCGCGGCCAGCUGAACCCCGACGAGCACCAGGCCGACCCGGACGACAAGGCCGCCACCUACACGCUGACCAACGUGGUGCCCCAGGCCCGGGAGUUCAACGUGGGGCCCUGGAACCAGCACGAGCACGCCGUGCGCAGGAGGCUUAACAACUACUGCCGGGGCACCGCCUUCGUGGUCACCGGGGUCACCGCCUCGGGCCACGCCAUCCGCCGGCGGAACGUGGACCGCCUGGGCAUCCCCACCUACCUGUGGUCGGCCUACUGCUGCGCCGACUUCGACCGCAACGCCCCGUUCGCCGAGCGCUCCAAGUUCCCCGCCUUCGCCGCCCACGGCCUCAACGACGGGGAGAACAACCGGGUCCAGGAGAUGACGGUGCGGCAGCUGGAGGACUUCCUGAAGCGGGUGACUUACGUGGGCGCCUCCUUCCAGAUAUUCUACGACAACUGCGUGCCUCCCAGCAGCGCGGCGGAUUCGCCCUGAGGAGCAAAACCCGGGCCCACUCUCGGAUGGGGUAGAGGUGAUGAUGAUGGUCAUGGUUAAAUAUUGGCAGCUGAAAUAACAUUAAAGAGAAAAAGCAUUUUCCCCCCCCCGAGAGGCUGUCGUUUCUCUCCACUAACACCCAGAGUUACUUAAUGUUUGAACUAAGUUUUAAUCUGUUAGUGAAGGCUAUUUAUACACAAGUUAUCAAUUGAAAACGGAUGGUUGAAAA
Molecule: messenger RNA, 1484 nt
Organism: Menidia menidia (Atlantic silverside)
Lineage: Eukaryota; Metazoa; Chordata; Actinopteri; Atheriniformes; Atherinopsidae
Source: the annotation of a GenBank genome assembly